UCUCUCUCUCUCUGUCUGUGUCUCUCGCGCGCAGUCGCUGCUCUCGAGCUCAGGCGGGAGACGCGGUUUCGGCGGGUUCAGGGAGCGGAGCGGAAAACACAGCGAACAAAACAAACAAAACAAACAAAACACCCGCCCGGAGUCACGCAGCGCUUCUCACUCGAGACACACUCAAAUCCAGGCUUGUCUGUCUGUUCCUGGUCACUCCAGCAUGGGUAAGAAGACUCUGCCACGGGAGGAGGAAGAGGAGGAGGAAGGCUCCUCGGAGGAAGAGGAGUACGUGGUGGAGAAGGUCCUGGACAGGAGGGUCGUGAAGGGCAGGGUCGAGUUCUUUCUCAAGUGGAAAGGCUUCUCCGAGAAGAACAACACGUGGGAGCCGGAGAAGAACCUGGACUGUCCGGAGCUGAUCUCCGCGUUCCUCAAGACUUACAAGAAGAAGGAGGGCAGCGGGGGGGGCAGCAGCACAGCGGCUAGCGGGGGGCGCUCUCGAGACACCGGGAGCAAGAGGAAGAACGCCAGCGAGGACGACGAGGAGAGCCGUGCUAAGAGGAAGAAAGAGGACGACGUUCUGAUUGCCAGAGGCUUCGAGAGAGGUCUGGAGCCAGAGAAGAUCAUCGGAGCCACAGACUCGUGUGGGGAUUUGAUGUUCCUGAUGAAAUGGAAGGACUCUGACGAGGCUGACCUGGUCCUGGCGAAGGAGGCCAAUGUGAAGUGCCCGCAGAUCGUCAUCGCAUUCUACGAGGAGCGGCUCACGUGGCACGACGACGGAGAGAAGAAAGGGAAGGAGAAGGAGAAGGAGAAGGGGGCGCUGUGAGUGUCCGAGCCUGCAGACACACCACCUCGAUACCCACCCACACUGACCAGCGUCGGGCAGCAAGGAGACAAACAAACGAAACGAAACACACUCUGGAAAUACCAGUACAGCCAGUCCCAUUGCACAGGGGUCACUCACUCACUCACUCACUCACUCGCUCACUCACUCUGUCUCGUGUUUAAAUGUGCGCCCCUGUAAUACAGGGCUCAAAUCAAAACCAAUGCAACAGGGAGCUCUGGCUGAAGCCGCAGUUAUCCAAGGAUUUUUAAAAGGUUCAAACAUCUCGUCACUUCUUUUUCUUUCUUUCCAGGAACCCAUUCCUACCCAAAAAUAAACGGUCCAAACCAAUUCAUUCUUGUCACUCGCACCAAUUCAUUCCAGGGGCGUUACCGUCCAACUAGAAAGAAAUCUCUCUUUCCAUGUAAACAGGAUAUUGAUUUUAAUUGCGGGGUCUGCUGCUUUUUUCAAUAUUUGUGGUGACAAACUAAUAUACAGGUGAAAGAAAAGUCGUUGGUAUUUCUUUCUUGUUUAAUCAGACAGCACAGAGGUCAGGCUACAGGUGAAAGUGUGGUGUGUUGUGUGUAGAUUUUUUUUAUUUUUUUUAAACACUUCUCCUUUACCUGACACUGCACUCCUCUCCUGGUUUGCUUUUGUAAAAUGUUAUCAUUCAUUUGCUCCCCCCCCCCCCUCCCAGAACACUGCCGAUGAUGUGAUUGGCUGGUUUCAUAGACCCCGCCCCCCUGUAGUGGUUCAAGGCCAGCGCUGUUCAGUGCCUCUGAAACAAGGCGGUCGUGUCUUUUAGUUUUUAAAGCCUGUUUUAAACUUGCAUCCUGGAUCAUGCUGGGUCUCUUGCACAGGUCCGUGCAAGUCGUCCCUUUCUGAGGUCACAGACCCAUGUGAGAGCCGAGUCUGUCCAGGUGCAGGACCAAGGAUUGGGAACCACACUGGUUCAAGUGGGAGAUGAUGUGACCAGUACAAAACGCUGACUGGGGAGCGUGUGUGCCGGGCUUCUGACAAGGAAAAGGGCGGGGGGGGUGUGAGAGUCGACGGUUUUUCCAAAUGAGGCGAGAUGCAUUUCUGAUCAGUCCUGUAAGUAAUUAAAAACAAACUCUCAGCUUGUUUGGGUAUUUUUGUUUAAAUGCAGAUUUUCUGCACUCUGAGGUUUUGUCACGGUAUCUAUUUUUAUUUUUUUGCAAAGGUGUUCUUGGCUUUGUUCCUGAGCGCCCCGAGUAAACAGGGUUUUACAGAUCUUGUGCUGUAGACUAGAGAGCAGUGUACUUAGCAGCUUGAGUAUUAAAUGCAAUCCCUUUCUCAUAUUUUUUUUUUUUAUAUGUAACAUUGAAAGUUGCACCACUUGUGACUCAGAUCCAGUUGAUUUUGUCUUGGAUAUUUCAUUGUUUUUGAAAGGCGAGCAGAGUUUAUCAUGUCUUUGGAAGUGUUACUGUAAUAAAUAGAUAAACUGCUCAGCACCUUUUAUUUUGUAUGUUCUUGUAUCAAAAAUCUAGUAAACUUCGUUUUCAACAUUC
Polyodon spathula (Mississippi paddlefish) is the source of this 2340-nucleotide messenger RNA. RefSeq names its product chromobox homolog 5 (HP1 alpha homolog, Drosophila) (gene cbx5). The record is from RefSeq and is a predicted model, not a curated record. The transcript has 5 exons. Gene Ontology annotation, cellular component: pericentric heterochromatin; nucleus. Gene Ontology annotation, biological process: chromatin organization; negative regulation of transcription by RNA polymerase II. Gene Ontology annotation, molecular function: chromatin binding. The coding region runs from base 212 to 814 and encodes 200 amino acids. Lineage: Eukaryota; Metazoa; Chordata; Actinopteri; Acipenseriformes; Polyodontidae.